Molecule: messenger RNA, 2962 nt
Organism: Choloepus didactylus (southern two-toed sloth)
Lineage: Eukaryota; Metazoa; Chordata; Mammalia; Pilosa; Megalonychidae
Gene: KHSRP
Product: KH-type splicing regulatory protein
Biological process (GO): regulation of DNA-templated transcription
Cellular component (GO): cytoplasm; nucleus
Molecular function (GO): mRNA binding
Source: RefSeq, a predicted model, not a curated record
AUGUCGGACUACAGCACGGGAGGACCCCCACCCGGGCCGCCGCCGCCCGCUGGCGGGGGCGGGGGUUCCGGGGGCGCCGGGGGAGGCCCUCCGCCGGGACCCGCCGGGCGCGGGGGACCGGGGCGGCGGCCGGCACCCGGCGGCGGGCCGGGCGGGGGGUCGGCAGGGGGGCCCUCGCAGCCGCCCGGCGGGGGCGGCCCGGGGAUCCGCAAAGACGCCUUCGCCGACGCCGUGCAGCGGGCCCGCCAGAUUGCAGCCAAAAUUGGAGGUGAUGCUGCUACGACAGUGAAUAACAGCACUCCUGAUUUUGGGUUUGGGGGCCAAAAGAGACAAUUGGAAGAUGGAGACCAACCGGAGAGCAAGAAGCUGGCUGCCCAGGGAGACUCAAUCAGUUCUCAACUUGGACCCAUUCAUCCUCCCCCGAGGACGUCAAUGACAGAAGAGUACAGGGUCCCUGAUGGCAUGGUGGGACUGAUCAUUGGCAGAGGAGGCGAACAAAUUAACAAAAUCCAGCAGGAUUCAGGCUGCAAAGUACAGAUUUCUCCAGAUAGUGGCGGCCUCCCAGAGCGUAGCGUGUCCUUGACCGGAGCCCCAGAAUCUGUGCAGAAAGCAAAGAUGAUGCUGGAUGACAUCGUCUCUCGGGGUCGUGGUGGCCCUCCAGGACAGUUCCAUGACAAUGCCAACGGGGGUCAGAAUGGCACAGUGCAGGAGAUCAUGAUCCCCGCGGGCAAAGCCGGCCUGGUCAUUGGCAAAGGCGGGGAGACAAUUAAGCAGCUGCAGGAACGAGCUGGAGUGAAGAUGAUUUUAAUUCAAGAUGGUUCCCAGAAUACAAAUGUGGACAAACCUCUUCGGAUUAUCGGAGAUCCUUAUAAAGUGCAGCAAGCCUGCGAGAUGGUGAUGGAUAUCCUCCGGGAGCGUGACCAGGGUGGCUUCGGGGACCGGAAUGAAUACGGAUCCCGGAUUGGUGGGGGCAUUGAUGUGCCAGUGCCCAGGCAUUCUGUUGGGGUGGUUAUAGGCCGGAGCGGGGAGAUGAUCAAGAAGAUCCAGAACGAUGCAGGCGUGCGGAUACAGUUCAAACAAGAUGACGGGACGGGUCCUGAGAAGAUAGCUCACAUAAUGGGACCCCCAGACAGAUGUGAGCAUGCAGCCCGGAUCAUCAAUGACCUUCUCCAGAGCCUCAGGAGUGGUCCUCCAGGCCCUCCAGGAGGCCCUGGCAUGCCCCCAGGGGGGCGAGGCCGGGGCAGAGGCCAAGGCAACUGGGGCCCACCUGGCGGGGAGAUGACAUUCUCCAUCCCCACCCACAAGUGUGGGCUGGUCAUCGGGCGAGGUGGCGAGAACGUGAAAGCCAUAAACCAGCAGACAGGCGCCUUUGUUGAGAUUUCACGGCAGCUGCCACCCAACGGGGACCCCAACUUCAAAUUGUUCAUCAUCCGAGGCUCACCCCAGCAGAUCGACCACGCCAAGCAGCUCAUCGAGGAGAAGAUUGAGGGUCCUCUCUGCCCAGUUGGACCAGGUCCAGGGGGACCAGGCCCCGCUGGCCCAAUGGGGCCCUUCAACCCUGGGCCCUUCAAUCAGGGGCCACCAGGGGCCCCCCCUCAUGCUGGGGGCCCCCCUCCUCACCAGUACCCACCCCAGGGCUGGGGCAAUACCUAUCCCCAGUGGCAACCACCUGCUCCUCAUGACCCAAGUAAAGCAGCCGCGGCAGCGGCCGACCCCAACGCGGCCUGGGCUGCCUACUACUCGCACUACUACCAGCAGCCCCCAGGCCCUGUGCCGGGCCCCGCGCCGGCCCCCGCAGCGCCGCCCACUCAGGGCGAGCCCCCUCAGCCCCCACCCACCGGACAGUCGGACUACACCAAGGCCUGGGAGGAGUAUUACAAGAAGAUUGGCCAGCAGCCCCAGCAGCCUGGAGCACCCCCACAGCAGGACUACACGAAAGCCUGGGAGGAGUACUACAAAAAGCAGGCUCAAGUGGCCACUGGAGGGGGGCCGGGAGCGCCCCCAGGCUCCCAGCCGGACUACAGCGCUGCCUGGGCCGAAUAUUACAGGCAGCAGGCUGCUUACUACGGACAGACUCCCGGUCCUGGCGGCCCCCAGCCACCACCCACACAGCAGGGACAGCAGCAGGCUCAAUGAAUCGAAUGAAUGUGAACCUCUUCAUCUGUGAAAAUCUUUAUUUUUUUUUUUUCUUUUUGUUCUGUUUGGGGGCUUUUUUUUUUCCAUUGGGUUUUGUUUUUGGUUUUUUUUUUUUUGGUUUGGCGAGAGAGCGAUGGCUCUGGAGUUCACGGCCCCAGCGGGUCCUGCUCCGGGCUCUCGCGCUCUCGCUCCUUCUGUGUGUCUCACAUGCUUUUUCUUUCAAAAUUGGGAUCCUUCAUGUUGAGCCAGCCAUAGAAGAUAGCGAGAACUAAGUCUCUGCAAAAAAAGAGGCAGAGAGAAAACAAACAAAAAAAAACACACAGGAAAGCAAAACAAAACCUAUGAAAUUAUAUAUAUAUAUACAUAUAUAUAUAUAAAUCUUUAUACCCCCAGCCUUCCUGAAACUGCUUCUUUCAGGGUAACACAAUUCAUUUUCUCCCUGCCACCCUUGGCCCUUUUCUUGUUUUUAAAAUAAACUUUGCAAAAGGAAAAAAAAAAAGUCACUCUUGCUAUUUCUUUUUUUUAGUUAGAGUUGGAACAUUCCUUGGACCAGGUGUUGGUAUUGCAGGACCCUCGCCCGCCCCCAGCGGCCGAACCCCCUCCCCCGCCCCCCCAUCUCUCUUCUCUCUGGCUCCUCCUUGCACCCUCCUAGCUCAGCUCCCCGCGGCCUCCCCCGUCUCUCUACUCCCAGGACUGGUCUGUCGUGUUUCAUCUGUUCAGAGGAGACUGAAACUGAACACAAAAUGAAAACAAAAAAAAAUUGUAUGGCAGUUUUUACUUUUUAUCGCUCGUUUUUAACUUCACAAAUAAAUGAUAACAAAACCUC